This is a messenger RNA of Pungitius pungitius (ninespine stickleback), 4440 nucleotides long. RefSeq names its product Yes1 associated transcriptional regulator (gene yap1). Gene Ontology annotation, cellular component: cytoplasm; nucleus. Lineage: Eukaryota; Metazoa; Chordata; Actinopteri; Perciformes; Gasterosteidae. The coding region runs from base 514 to 1806 and encodes 430 amino acids. Gene Ontology annotation, molecular function: transcription coactivator activity; protein binding. Gene Ontology annotation, biological process: hippo signaling; positive regulation of transcription by RNA polymerase II. The record is from RefSeq and is a predicted model, not a curated record. The transcript is spliced from 8 exons.
GUUUUUUUUUUUCUGGAAAGUGCUCUGCAGAGAUUUGUCCUUCGCACAGUGAUUCUGUCGUGUAAGAAUAGUCUAUAACAGCCUCAACGUUGCCGACACGUAGAAGAAGUGCGUUUUGCGGCGUUUGUUUUUCGUCUUUUGAGGCUGCGUGAACUUUUUUUUUUUUUUUUUUUUCUUUUUUAAGUUUGGGGCCGGACGACAGCAUAGAUUCCAGUGUGGAGUAGAUAUGCGCUUUGUUACAUUCUCAAGAAUGCCAGCGAGAAACAACAGGAAAGCGCUGUGUUUCACUGCAGAUUUCGACAGCUAACACACUCUGGGAGAAAACAAACCACUCGAGUGUUCAACAUUAGAAUGACUCGAGAUCACUUUUUCUGAGUGUCGUCGAUAUUUUCUGCUGUGAAAAAAAAAAAGUUUGAGAUUGACUCAAACUUAUUUUUUAAUUAUUUUUUGCGUGACGUUGCAGAACGGGAUAUUUUUGGGACACAGAAAGUUUAUUUUUUGGGUCGGGAGAAAAUGGAUCCGAGCCAGCACAACCCUCCCGUCGGGCACCAGAUCGUCCACGUACGGGGCGACUCCGAGACCGACCUGGAGGCUCUCUUCAACGCCGUGAUGAACCCGAAAAACACUAUCGUGCCCCCCUGCGUGCCCAUGAGGAUGAGGAAGCUGCCAGACUCCUUCUUCAAACCCCCUGAACCAAAGUCCCAUUCCAGACAAGCCAGCACCGACGCUGGCACCGGCGGCGUCCUCCAACCGCACCACGUCCGAGCUCACUCGUCUCCGGCCUCUCUUCAGCUGGGCGCUGGUACUGGUGGCUCCAUGUCUGGCAUGCCCCCGCCCUCCCCUCAACAUCUCCGCCAGUCUUCGUAUGAGAUUCCCGAUGACGUGUCCCUGCCCCCCGGGUGGGAGAUGGCCAAGACGGCCUCUGGGCAGAGAUACUUCCUCAACCAUAUUGAUCAGACCACGACCUGGCAGGAUCCUCGCAAAGCCCUGCUCCAGAUGAACCAGGCUCCCCCUCCCAGUACCGUGCCAGUCCAGCAGCAGAACAUUAUGAACCCAGCCAGUGGUCCUCUCCCUGAGGCCUGGGAACAAGCUAUUACUUCAGAGGGAGAAAUUUACUACAUCAACCACAAGAACAAGACCACAUCCUGGCUUGACCCACGACUUGACCCACGCUUUGCCCUGAACCAGCAACGGAUCUCUCAGAGUGCUCCAGUGAAGCAGGGGGGGCAGCUCCCUCCCGGAUUCGCAGUAGGCAACAACCAGAUGAGGCUGAUCGAGAAGGAUAGGCUGAGACAAAAGCAACAGGAGCUGCUCCGGCAGAGACCACAGGAGCUCACUAUAAGGAAUCAGCUGCCCACAAGUAUGGAUCAAGAUGGCGGCACGAACCCUGUGUCCUCCCCUAUGGCCCAGGAUGCCCGUACCAUGACCGCCAACAGCACUGACCCAUUCCUCAACAGCGGGACCUACCACUCCAGGGAUGAGAGCACAGACAGCGGCUUGAGUAUGAGCAGCUACAGCGUCCCUCGCACUCCAGACGACUUCCUCAACAGCGUGGACGAGAUGGACACAGGGGACGCUCUUCCACCCUCCAUGGCAACACAGCCAAGCCGUUUCCCCGACUACCUGGACGCCAUCCCGGGGACAGACGUAGACCUGGGCACCCUCGAGAGUGAGAGCAUGGCGGUAGAGGGCGAGGAGCUGAUGCCCAGUCUGCAGGAGGCCCUGAGCUCCGACAUCCUCAAUGACAUGGAAACGGUGCUGGCAGCUACCAAGAUUGACAAGGAGAGCUUCCUCACGUGGUUAUAGAAGGUUUGAGGAGGACCCUCCUAACUCCUCUCCCCACACUUUGAACUGCUGCCUGCUCUCAUCUGUGAAGGAGUCACGGAUGCUUUGACGAGACAUUUCAGCGUUGCCUCCCCGGACUUCGGUUUCUGUAAUCGGCAUGUAAGGCCAAUCUCUUCUGAGGCCGUGUUGUUCUUUUCUUUUCACUGGUGUGUUAUCGCUUUAUUUUGUCUGUGUCUUCAAGGCUGGCCCAUGAACAGACAAUAACGCAAGGGUCCCCAAAUCUUUCACAGAUCUGUCAGUGAAACUAGGGCAUCUUUACCUGAAGCAGGGGUUGUUCCUUUCCCUGGUCUCCCCUCAAAGCUGAGCUGGGUGGGUGCAUGAACUCUUCUGCAACUCUUCUGCCACCAUCAGUUAUCUCCUGAAGUCUCUGGUGCCUCCUUUUUCCUGCAAUAUAGCAUGAAGCAGCGCUACCGUACGGCGUUUGGGACUAUUGCAUCUAGCUUUUAUAGCUUUAUAUUUGGCCUUGUAUGUUUUUAUCCUUUUUUUUCUUCUUAUUUUUUAGUGUGUUGUCAACGAGCCUGACAAACCAAAAAUGAUGUGUUUGAAGCAUAGAGUACAAUACUGAUUUGGAGUAAAGGUAAUGUGAGGCCAAGUUUGGACAUGUUGGCUUUUUGGGGGGGGCGGGGGGGUUGUAGCCCUGGGACCGACUACAUUGCUGCUUGGCUGUGCCAGCAAGUUUAAGUUAAACCUUUAAUAGAUCAAGUGCCUUCAGUAGUAUUUUUUUUUUUUUGAGACGCGAGCAACAUGAACAAUUACUUGGUUUCUGUAAUAGAGCAAUAAGCAAUAGGCUGUGUUCGCUUACAUCAGCCACACUUUCCUCUAACUAAUGUUCAAUAAUCAAAAUUGUAUUUUUGUUUUAUAAACACAUAACGGGAUUUAGGGAUUACUGUUUUUUUUUUUUUUUUAUUAUCUCUAAACCCCAGCUUCUAAGUAUCUGUCUUAUCCAGGCCUAAAUCAUGAGUCAUUCUUUGUUUUCUCUUUUUACUAUACUUUUGUUUUUAGAUUAAUACAUAUGUAUGAUAGCUUCGAGCAAAUUACAUUUUGUUUCUUGUUUUUUAAUUUCUUUCAUAGAUUAGUUAACAUUUUUUAACGACUUCAACUAUUCUCACAGCACACCACUUCCCCAAAAGGAAGUCAGCCAAGACACCGAAAAGACAGUUUUUUGUUGUUUUUUUGCGGAUUCACUUCUUGUCUCUGAUUUAUAGGUAUUACAGUUAUUGUGAUGAUCAAAUCCAGCUUUUGCUAUCUUUGCAUUGAUGCAUUGAAGAUCAAAUGGAGCUUUUGCUAUCUUUCCUGAACAGUAACCAAAAAGGUAAAUCUCUUGGCAAAACAAACUACAGUUCUUCGAUCAAUCGAACCUUGUGACAAUGUACAGUAAACAAACAGUUGGACGAGAGCGGAGCCCCUCUGUGCGAUGCCAUGUGCUAAAAUGAGGGGUUUAUAAAGGACAAUGACAAGUUUAAGCAGGUUUUAGAGCCAUGUUGUGGGGGUCGUGUAGAAGGCCAGGGAUUGACUGAUGGCGGUGAGUUGCGGAUUGUUUUAUUUCUUUUUGUUCUUUUUUGUGAAAUAAUUAAGAUACAAUCAGUUAUUAUCCGGUCAGGAAUUGUUGUGGCAGAUUCCAAAGAUGUUUAUUUUUUAUUUUUAAUGACACUAACAUUUAAUUUCGCUUCCAUUUUCACAGAGUCCAGAACCAGUAUGAUUUGUAAAUCAACCUCUGAACACACUGUAUAAGCUAAUGAGAAAAUGAUGUAGGUUUUAAGUGUUAAUGGACAUGUCUAUGAAUAGGUCUAGCUGAGAGAUUUUUUUUUCUUUUUUCUUUUAGACAGUUUUGAGUGACUAACCCUCCGAUUUUAAAGUUGAGGUUUCAAAACAGAGCGGCAAGCGAUUCCUCUAUAAGCGCUCGCAUGUUUACAUUAUCUCUGCGUAGGAAACUGCUACAUCUGCAGUGGAGACGACACACUGACAAUUCUCUCAUAAUCCCAUUACUUUGAUGUUUACACCAUGACUCCAUCUUUGCAUGACUGCAGUAACCUUUGAAUAAUCAACCUGCUGUGCAUGCCCUGGGUUAAGUCCAUUCAGGUUGUCACAUUCUGUUGCCAACGAAGUUUGCGGCAUUAACCUGAUGGAACUAUAUAUAUAUAUAUAUAUAUAUAUAUUUUAGAUCAGCGAUCAUGAACAAUUUAUUUUUAUGUGUGAGAAACCUCUUUUUAGUCUGGAUUUUAUUGGAUAAACAGUGUUGAGGACAAUGCAACUAAUACAAGGGGUACACUACAGUGCAUGUAUUCCACAGCUACGGUUUUCAUUUUGAUGCAAUGCCGCAUUUUGUCACACAAACCUGAUUUUUAUGCUUUUAGUGUGUAACUGUCUGAGCGUAUUAGCUAUUGACUGUCAUUUUAGCAGUAGAACUAAUCACAGUUAAAGGAUUUUGCAUUUUCUAAAUGCACAUGAAAUGAAUUUAUAUUUAGUAAUGAUCUGUUCUUUUAUUUUCGAUAGAUAUGUGCAUGUGUUUUAGAACCUUCAAUUCUGUUACAUUAUAUCUUGCUUCAUAUGAUACUUUGAAAUUGGCCUGAAAUAAAGUAUAUACUUUUGUGGUAA